CUUUCUUGGCCGGCAACCUAUGACUUUUUUUACCGUCACUGCAUUUAAUCAACGUAGUGGUUUUCAUCUAAAUAAAAAUUUUGCUUGUUUUGUUGUUGCAGUUGCAUCAACACGUAACUCUAAUUUCUGUGAAUGAUUGGAUUAGUUUAGAUUUUUUUAUCAAAUCCUAAGGUAGUAUAAUCAAAUCUUCAAGAGCUUUUAAAGUCUACGAAUGAUUUCAAUGGUGGGCCCAAUUAGAUGUUGAGAUUAAAAAUAUAAGAGAUCAGAACUUGCUUUGUACGAUAAUUGGGCUUGUGGGCUUGCUCUUCUACUAAAUCGGCAACCCAUGUUGGGAUAUUACACUAUGGAACUAAAUGCACCCCAAGUGUUUAUACACUCUUAGCAAGCUUUUGGAUAUGCAUACUUAUUAUACUAACCGGGUUUAUUGUUAUGUUUCAUGGAAUCCCUUGGAUUUCUCAAUGUCUUAGGAUUGGCUUUUACAUUAACUUACCAUAUAUUGCAAAGCGUUUUGGCUGUUGCGAUGUCUUAUGCAAAAUUAGCUGGGCUUGAAGCGAUUUAUGGAUUAUACUCUGGUUUUGUGCCAAUAUUUGUGUAUGCCAUAUUUGGGUCAUCUCGCCAGCUAGCAAUUGGUCCAGUAGCUUUGGUUUCUCUCUUGGUCUCUAAUGUCUUAGCUGGAAUUGCUGAUUCAUCCGAUGAGUUAUACACAGAACUUGCAAUAUUAUUGGCUCUCAUGGUUGGAGUAUGUGAAUGCAUUAUGGGAUUGUUGAGGCUUGGAUGGCUUUUACGUUUCAUUAGUCAUGCUGUGAUCUCUGGCUUUACAACUGCUUCGGCCAUUGUGAUUGCUUUAUCUCAAGCAAAGUAUUUCUUGGGUUAUAGUAUUGUACGUAGCAGUAAGAUUGUGCCACUGAUUAAGAGCAUAAUUGCUGGAGCAGAUAAGUUUUCAUGGCCCCCUUUUGUAAUGGGAUCUAUCAUCCUUGCAAUACUUCUGAUCAUGAAGCACUUGGGAAAAACAAGGAAGUACUUGAGGUUUCUGCGAGCAGCAGGUCCCCUCACAGCAGUCGUCUUGGGGACAACUUUUGUGAAAAUAUAUCAUCCAUCUUCCAUUUCUUUGGUAGGAGAGAUACCACAAGGCCUCCCAAAGUUUUCAGUUCCUAAAGAAUUUGGUUAUAUAACGUCUUUGAUUCCAACUGCACUUCUCAUAACUGGGGUAGCUAUAUUGGAAUCUGUAGGGAUUGCAAAAGCACUGGCUGCAAAGAAUGGGUAUGAAUUGGACUCGAACCAAGAGUUGUUUGGCCUUGGUGUAGCUAAUAUUAUGGGCUCAUUCUUUUCAGCAUAUCCCACAACAGGCUCCUUUUCUAGGUCAGCUGUGAAUCAUGAAAGUGGAGCAAAAACUGGCUUAUCAGGAAUUAUAACAGGAAUCAUAAUGGGCUGUGCUCUUUUAUUCUUGACCCGAUUGUUUGAAUACAUACCCCAGUGUGCUCUGGCUGCAAUAGUAAUCUCUGCUGUAAUGGGUCUGGUGGAUUAUGAAGAGGCUAUUUUUUUAUGGGGUGUAGAUAAGAGAGAUUUUCUUCUAUGGACAAUUACUAGUGUUACAACUUUGUUCCUUGGUAUUGAGAUUGGUGUCCUUGUUGGGGUAGGUGCUUCACUUGCCUUUGUCAUCCAUGAAUCAGCAAAUCCUCAUAUUGCUGUAUUGGGACGUCUUCCAGGCACCACUGUGUAUAGAAACAUUCAACAAUACCCGGAAGCAUAUACUUACCAUGGAAUUGUGAUCGUUCGUGUUGAUGCACCUAUCUAUUUUGCAAAUACAAGUUACAUAAAAGACAGGCUACGAGAAUAUGAACUUGAGGUUGAUAAAUCUUCAAGACGUGGACCAGAAGUUGAAAGAAUCUACUUUGUGAUCUUAGAGAUGGCACCUGUUACUUACAUAGAUUCCAGUGCUGCUCAAGCUUUGAAAGAAUUGCAUCAAGAAUAUAAAGCACGGGACAUUCAGAUUGCCAUAUCCAAUCCGAAUAGAGAGGUUCUGAUGACAUUGUCGAAAUCUGGUCUUGUGGAUCUGAUUGGUAAAGAAUGGUACUUUGUGAGAGUCCAUGAUGCAGUCCAAGUUUGCCUUCAGCAUGUGCAGAGCUUAAAAGAGACUUCGAAAUUGGCAGAUCCGUUACCUGAUGAUAAACGGAGUUUCUUCCAGAGGUUAUUGAUACGUACAGGCCAGGAUUUAUCGAUUUCUGAACUGGAGUCAGGUAGUGCAAGCUCUUCUGAUUCCAAGAACACAGACCCUCAACGGGAGCCAUUGUUACAUCGCAAAUAGAGAAAUUGCUUCUCAGUGUUCCUUAUUGGAUCUAAUGAUGCCAAAUUUUUUGCUUGGCAAUCCACGCCUAGCUAUUAAAAUUUGAUUGUUUAUUGUAAAUAGAAUCCAUUGUUGUAAAAUUGAAUGCCAUUAGAACUUUGAUUUCUUGUAUGUAAUGUAUUGAAUGGCUCAUGUUAUCAGUUCAUAAAUACUAUACCACCAUUUUUUAGUACUGUAAAGCCAAGGUUUGUAUUGUUUCAUCAAGUCUUGGAGGCUGAUAAUAAUAGUACCUUUUCUUUAUCAGGGGAUAAA
This is a messenger RNA of Pistacia vera, 2596 nucleotides long. RefSeq names its product sulfate transporter 4.1, chloroplastic-like. Gene Ontology annotation, biological process: transmembrane transport. The transcript is spliced from 17 exons. The record is from RefSeq and is a predicted model, not a curated record. Gene Ontology annotation, cellular component: membrane. NCBI's taxonomy places the organism in Eukaryota, Viridiplantae, Streptophyta, Magnoliopsida, Sapindales, Anacardiaceae. Bases 437 to 2305 code for a protein of 622 amino acids. Gene Ontology annotation, molecular function: secondary active sulfate transmembrane transporter activity.